GAAGAAGAAGGAAAGAAGAAGGAGACGAGACUUAAGAGUGAGCCGGUUUCAACCACAAAAGCAAAAAGCCACCGUAGCCCCAUGCCCCAUGAGAUACCCGGCUCUUCUCUCCCUCUCCUGAAGCGUGUUCUAAAGAGAGAGAUGACUGCAGGAGUCGUGGGUCUUGGACUGGGUGGGUUCGCCAUCAAGAACUCUGCGUCGGGCAGCUCAAAGUCGAGGCCUUUCGCCGCCGCAAGUUCGGUCCCUCUCUCUCGCACCCACGUCGCUUCCGCAGGAGCACAGGUUGGCGAAGGUGUUCUCAGCAGUCCCUUGCUUGGCACAAGAAAUGGAGCAAAUCCUGAAUAUAGGUGGUUACGACCCACUUACAUGGCCAAAGUUGCAAAAGGAAGUUCUGGCCUAGUUGGGGACAAUGAGGGUGUAGCCAAUGAGUUGGAUUAUGCAACAGAGUACAGUACAGUAGACCAAAUCAAAGCUUGCCUUUACCAGGCUCUCAAUGGAUUAAAUAGAGGAAUUUUUGGUGUACCAUCUGCAAAGAGGUCUGAGAUUGAAGGUCUUGUUAGGCAGCUUGAGUCUCAAAAUCCAACUCCAAAUCCAACAGCGAAUUUAGACAAGGUGGGUGGAUGCUGGAAGCUUGUAUUCAGUACGAUUACUAUUCUCGGUUCGAAGAGAACAAAGCUAGGACUGCGAGAUUUCAUAAAUUUAGGAGACUUUCUUCAGAUUAUAUCUGUUGCUCAGGGCAAAGCAGUCAACGUGAUCAAGUUCAACGCAAGGGGCUUGAACAUGUUGAAUGGGCAGUUGACGAUUGAUGCAUUCUUCAGGGUUGCAUCUGAAUCAAGAGUUGACAUUAGUUAUGAUAAAUCAACUAUCACUCCUGAUCAGUUGAUGAAUGUAUUUCGACAAAACUACGAUCUCCUCCUACGCAUCUUCAAUCCUGAGGGGUGGCUUGAGAUUACAUAUGUUGAUGACACCAUGAGGAUAGGAAGGGAUGAUAAAGGCAAUGUCUUCAUACUGGAAAGAUCAGAAGAGGAGACAUGAAUAUCAUCAGAAGCUCAAUUCCCAAUUGCUCUUGUUGUUCUCUGUAUUCAUUUUCAUUUUUCCGGAAUUCUUUGUAGUUGGGUUCAACCUUCGUUAUUCUAAAGAAAUUUUUUUAUUCUGCA
Molecule: messenger RNA, 1157 nt
Organism: Syzygium oleosum
Lineage: Eukaryota; Viridiplantae; Streptophyta; Magnoliopsida; Myrtales; Myrtaceae
Product: fibrillin-5, chloroplastic
Exons: 9
Coding region: 82-1035 (317 amino acids)
Source: RefSeq, a predicted model, not a curated record